CGGCGGUGCCCCACCGUCGAAGAGAGAGACUCCACCCUUCUUUUUCCCCUCAUGUGAUCAAUCUCCGCGUUCGCAGAUCGACACCUCUCUCUCUCUCUCUCUCUCUCUCUCUCUCUCUCUCUCUCUUCCUCUCUCCGUUUUCGUGUGGAGCUCACUUAAGGAAUGAAUCUGCAAGAAGCUAUACAGCCCAGACCAUCAACUAAUGGAUAUGGUCGUCAGAAGGUUGAAAGAGAAAGUGUGAAUAGGAUGGAGCAUAAGUCGCAAUCCGGAAAAACAAACUCGAGUAGACAGACAAGUGCAGGUGUCCCGGCUGGAAGUAAUGGUGGAGACUAUGGAAGUCCUUCACUUGAGCGACUAGUAUAUUUAACGACAUGUCUUAUUGGUCACCGUGUGGAAGUCCAAGUGACAGAUGGAUCUGUAUACUCUGGAAUAUUUCAUACAACAAAUGCUGAAAAAGAUUUUGGUAUCAUUUUGAAGAUGGCACACUCAGCAAGGACUGGUGCUUCCCAAGGACAGAAGUCUAUUGCGAAGUCUGUCAGCCAGGCUCCUUCAAAGACUUUGAUUAUACCCGCUAAAGAACUCGUACAGAUCACUGCAAAGGGUGUGUCUGUAACCAAGGAUGGUUUCACAAAUGAUCUUCAGCAUGUAAAACAGCAGGACAUCAUGAUAGACUCCUCUAUAUCACAAUCUCGUCAUGUUGAUGUGGAAAGGGAUUUGGAGCGGUGGGUCCCUGAUGAAGAUGAUCUGCAACGUCCUGAAUUGGAGAAUAUAUUUGAUGACCGCUGGAAAAGGGGCUGGGAUCAAUUUGAAGCAAAUGCAACAUUAUUUGGAGUAAAAAGCACCUUUGAUGAGGAACUUUAUACAACGAAACUUGAGAGGGGCCCUCAGAUGAGAGAUUUGGAAAGGGAAGCUUUAAGAAUAGCAAGAGAAAUUGAGGGUGAGGAAACCCAUGAUCUACAUUUAGCAGAGGAACGAGGCAUUCACCUUCAUGAGAACUUUGAUAUUGAUGAGGAAACCAGAUUUUCAUCGGUAUUUAGAGGGGUUGAUGACAGUGGAUAUGAUGAAGAUGAGGAAGUAUUGUUUGAGACGCGUAAUGAUGACACCUUCGGUGCCUCUAGUUCUGUUAGCAAAUCUUUUGGUAACUUGACCAGUGGAAAAACUGAUGAUGGUGCUCAAGUGUCAACUUGUUCUUCUUCUAAGGAUGAAGUACAAUCUUCUCUGUCAAGCACCGUGGAGGAUUUACACCAUGCAGAUUCUGGUGAUCACUCGAAACGACCUUCAUCUGAACUUCUCUCUAAACGGCCAUCGUCGGAUGGUGAAAUCAGGAUUCAAGAGAAUCAGUCCAGUGAUCCACUUGCAGGAUAUAAUUACUUAAAGGAGCUUGUAGAAAAGGAAACGUUGGCUGAGGAGGUUCAAAAAUCGAAAUCGGAGGAUUUGCAGUCAUCUAUGAGAACAGAGAAAGAUGGCACUCAUAUUGGGGUGUCAUGCCAGAACUCGACUUCACAUGCUUCUACAUCUCUUGGAUCAUCCAUUGGUCAGGAAAAGAGGAGCUCUCCUGGUGAACAAAGAGAUGAUGUGACACCUGUGAUACCACUAGGACAAACACAAUCUGCAAGAUCUCGAGGACAACCUGGCAAUUCUGCGUCAUCCACUUCAGAGCGCGGAGGUUCUGCCUCAGCUUCUAGCGUUCCUGGCUUAUCUCCAAGCUCAUCAUUGGGUUCGUUGACUUCAGAAAAGUCAACCCUGAAUCCCCAUGCUAAGGAGUUCAAACUCAAUCCAAAUGCAAAGAGCUUCAUGCCAUCUCAAACUCCUUUAAGGCCUGCUUCUCCAGUGUCUGAUGGUUCCUUUUACUUUCCAACUAGUGUGGCUGCUGGUCCGCACAUGCAUGGCAUGCCUGUAGGUGUUGGGAUGGGACCCUCGUUUGCACACCACCCUGUUGUAUUCAAUCCACAAAUUGCGCCAAUGCCAUCGCAACAGGGCUAUUUCCAUCCUAAUGGACCUCAGUAUGGGCAGCAGAUGAUUCUUGGUCACCCUCGACAAGUUCUUUACAUGCCAACUUAUCCCCCAGUAAGAAAAUUGGAUCGCAUCCGUUCCUUCCUUUAUGCAGGCUUAUUAAGUAGUUCCAGAAAUAUCUUUUCAGACGAUGAGUCGAAUGGAGACCCAUAUUUAAGCAAAAGUUUCUCCAACCAACAUUAUAUAGGAAUGUUAAAAAUGGCUACCGCUUCCUUUUUUUUGGCAGUUGCAAUCUUCAAUUAUUGCUCUAUUUGUUAUUUUCUGCUAGGCAAUUAGCGUGAAGACUUCCUUUAUACGUUGUGAAUCACGUGAUAAAAAAAAACAGUUUUUUCUCUGCCAAAUGAGUGGUGAUAAAUCUCUGGCAAGAUAAAAGAAAACCCCGCAUAUGCAUCAUGACGGUAGCAAUUACUUGCAUGAAGCUAGACUUGCGAAAUGAAAAUCAGAAGACAGUCUUCUGCAGUAUCUUUGGUGCCAUAAUUUUUCAAUUUGCAGUAAUAAUGCUAAACUCAUCCUUUUGCGUACCUUGUUUUUACAGGAAAUGCCUUACAAGGGAAGAGAUUUUUAGUAAAUGGGUUCAGCCUCAGUCAGUGUGUCUUCUGCUCUCUUUACAAAUAAGCUAUUGGUGCCAGACUGUUAACAAUUUUCCAUUGAAAAAGCCCAGCAGGAGGUGAAAAACCAAGCACUAUUUGCAAUGGGGCAUCUUCUCUGGAAUUCCAUUAAUUCUAACCUUGUAACCUUCACCAUGCUCUGAUGAAGUUGGUUGAUUUUCUUAAAGAGAUGCGACGGUGCCUUCUGAGUGGGUAUUUUGACUUGAUAAAGCUAGUUGGAUCAAUUCAAGGGGCAUGCAAAAGUUUUACAUUCUCUGAA
This is a messenger RNA of Rhododendron vialii, 2880 nucleotides long. Its product is annotated as polyadenylate-binding protein-interacting protein 4-like. Gene Ontology annotation, molecular function: RNA binding. The transcript is spliced from 14 exons. Lineage: Eukaryota; Viridiplantae; Streptophyta; Magnoliopsida; Ericales; Ericaceae. Gene Ontology annotation, cellular component: cytoplasmic stress granule. Gene Ontology annotation, biological process: cytoplasmic stress granule assembly. The record is from RefSeq and is a predicted model, not a curated record. The coding region runs from base 163 to 2289 and encodes 708 amino acids.